Molecule: messenger RNA, 1050 nt
Organism: Brenthis ino (lesser marbled fritillary)
Lineage: Eukaryota; Metazoa; Arthropoda; Insecta; Lepidoptera; Nymphalidae
Source: the annotation of a GenBank genome assembly
AUGAGCAUUAAGAUCAAUGGACCCCACAUUGAGGGCUCCUUCUGCUCGCUUAUAAACUACAGCUAUGACCCCAUCAUCAGCAUCAUAUGUGCCAUGUACAUAGUGUUUGGUAUCGUCUACACGCUUUUUGGGUACCGAUGUUUUAAAGCGAGUAUGUUUUUAACUGGCUUCACUUUCGGUUCGGCUAUCGUCUACCUCAUCUGCCUUCAGGAAUAUCUGAUGCCGCCGUAUGGCAACGUUGGCGUCGCGAUCUGUGCGGGGCUGCUCUUCGGCCUUAUCACGAUGCUGAUCCAGUACGUGGGGCUGUUUAUGACCGGCUUCCACACCGGCCUGCUGCUCGCCAUCGCCGGACUCGCCAUAUACGACCACUUCCUUGAAGCCCGCCCCAACACGUACUGGUUGUGUGUCGUCGUGCUGCUCGUGUCCGGCAUAUUCUUUGCGGUCAUCAACUUGUACUGGAAGAAAGUGCUGACGGUGUUCGGAACGAGCGUGUACGGCGGCGCGAUGAUCGCCACGUGCCUGGACUACUUCCUUGAGCGCAUGGUCAUGCUCAAGUGGGUGUGGGAGCGCGCGAAGCUGGAGCCGGCGGUGGCGCCGCCGUGCCGGCUGUCGUGGCUGGCGCUGGCGGCGUGGCCGGCCGCCGCGCUCGUGGGGCUCGUGGCGCAGGCCGCGCUCACCGCCGCCGGCACGCACCACGAGCAGAGUAUUAGCGCGCAGAAGCGGCGGCUGAAGGCGCAGGCGGCGCGGCCAGCGACGCGCGAGCAGCGCGCCGAGAUGAAGCAGCGCAAGUACCGCUACCUCUACCAGGUGCGCACCGCGCACGGGGACGUCAUCUCGCAGUCGUACGUGCAAGCGCUGCAGAAGAAGGCGCAGUGCAACAACUGGAGCGUCGGGGGCGGGGCGGCGGGCGGUGCGGGCGGCGGGGCGGCGGGCGGCGGGGAGUGCAGCACGCUGCAGAGCGACUCCACGCACCUCACCGUGCUGGCGGGCUCCGACCUGGCGCACCACACCGACUCCGACGACGACCUCAACCAGAUACGCGCCGUGCAC